AUGAUUUUAAAUCCAUUAGCGGUAAGAUCUACUCUUAGGAUAGGGUCCAGGAACUUAUCCUAUAGGUCUGGGUCACAGAGGAUCUUAUACAGAUCUAUAAGAUUCUCAAAAAUUGAACUGAAUUUAGGUCUCAGAUAUUAUUCAAAUGAACCUUUCAAAACUAGUUCUAAAGAGAUUCAAGAGAAAGAAAAGAUUAAUAAGUUACCCAAGUACAAACAAUGGGCUAUUUACUUCAAAAGUGAGGAAUUCAAUAAAUCCAUGACCAAAUAUUAUGUGGGUGGGUUCAUUUGUUGUGCAGCUAUCUUUUACUUUUACAUGAGAGAUAUCUACUAUGAAGAAAGACAAAUAAAGAAGAUUGAAAAGAAAUAUGAUCAAGAUCCAAAGUCUUUGAGUGAAUAUGAAUAUUUGAAGUUAAAAGCAAGAAGAAGAGAACCUCUUAGACCUAAAGAAAGGAAAAAGUAUAUGCUUUAUCAAUCUAUGAGGAAACAAUUUAGGAAUAGUAAUUUACUUAAUGAAGAAGCAGUAUUUAAUCCUACCCCUCAAGAGCUUGAAGAUUGGUAUGAGAAACAAGUCAGAAGGAAAACUAGCUCCGACAAAUCAGCCAUGGCGGAGUUGAUAGAUAAAGUUGAGGAAAAAGUCGAUAUCACUUAUAAUAAUCAUAAUAACCCUAGUAUUGCCAAACCUGAAGAUACUACUGAAUUUUUCGAACAAAAAGCAGCAGCUUAUGAUGAUGAAAUCAAAUGGGAAGAAAGAACCAUGAUGUUAGGGAAAAGAAGAAGAUGGUUAAUGAAGCAAUUAAAUGGUGAUGUAUUAGAAGUUGCUUGUGGUACUGGAAGAAAUAUCCCAUAUUUUUAUCCUGAAGCUGUUGAUUCAAUAACAUUUUUGGAUUCAUCCCAAAAUAUGGUGGAAUUAACGCAAAAGAAAUUCAGAGAAAAGUAUCCUAAAUUCAAAAAAGCUGCAUUUACCGUAGGUAAGGCAGAAGAUUUAAUCGAUCUAACCAAAGGUAAUGAUAGUGUUAAGUAUGAUACCAUAUUCGAAGCUUUUGGAUUAUGUUCUCAUGAAGAUCCUGUUAAAGCUUUGAAAAAUAUGACUCAACUCUUAAAACCUGGAGGAAGAAUUGUGUUGUUAGAACAUGGAAGAAGUAAUUACAAUUUCCUUAAUAAUCAUUUGGAUUUCCGUGCAGAGAAAAGAAUGAAAACCUGGGCUUGUAGAUGGAAUUUGGACAUUGGAGAAAUUGUCGAUGAAUCAGGUUUGGACAUUACAUAUGAGAAAAGAGUACAUUUUGGAAGUACUUGGAUGUUAGUAUGUAAAAGACCUGAAGAUCCUAUUAAAAUGGAAGAAAAACCUUUCUUAGAUAAAUUAUUCGGUAGGGAUCCCGUGACUGUAAAAAAAGAAUAA
Messenger RNA from Yamadazyma jaroonii, 1398 nucleotides. The record is from the annotation of a GenBank genome assembly. Lineage: Eukaryota; Fungi; Ascomycota; Pichiomycetes; Serinales; Debaryomycetaceae.